AUGAAUAAUUUCGCGAAACAUUUGAGAUUUAUGAUGAGUUCUACUUCUAAGCGUGUUUAUAGUUGGGUCGACUACUGUAAUAAGCUGAGAUUUUACUGUGAUGGUGUGCUGAAAUGUUUUCCUUUAUUUGAUAUGACUUUGCUGACGUCAGAAGAGGAAUCAAGAAACAUGGAAGACUCCCAUGAACUUCAUCCAUCGUUGAUAAGAAAUGAAAAGGUGAUGUUUUCAGAGCUGAAGAAAUUGAUCAUACACGAAAUGAGUAGACAAGAUGGUGAUGAAAAUGCCACAGUCCCACCAUAUUUGUUAGAUUCUGAUUCAUUUAACGCUGUGUACAAAUCAGCCUGCGAGAAAGCUAACAUAACGCAAAUUAUUCAAGAUAUUGAAACAGAUUAUCAGAAUAAGGAAGUCGGUAAAGAGAUUGUACAGUGUCAAAGCGAAGACGUUGAGAAGAUAUCUGUAAAUCUUGUAAAUAUUCAAAAGCAUCUACUCAAACUGUCAUCAUUAUUUACCACUUGGUAUACUUUGAAGGCGUUGAGUAAUGAUGAAUUGUCAGACUGUGAAAAUGUUGUAUCUACAAGCACACAAAAUACUGAACAACAACAAAGUGUUACUGAUGUUUUCGAACUGACAACUUCAACUAGUGACGAUGAGAUGAUAGCCAGGCCUGAGGAAACUCGUAGUAGAAAAUGCAAACGACUGAUUGGAAAGAAGCGCUUGAACGAGUUUUGUGGAACACCCAAGACACCAAGUCCAUCUACACCAGCCCCUGAAGAGGAAAAUAGAAAGUAUAUAAUACACAUAGAAAGUGAAGGCACAACAUCACUACGAUUACCUUGGAAAAUAGAAGAAUCGAUAGCUUUAUGGCAUGGUGUAAUGCACAAUCCAGGUGCAAAAAAUUGGUCACAAAUAUGGCGUCAAUCAUUUCGACAUAGUAAACGAAGUCAAGUGAAUUUAAAAGACCGUUGGCGUGUUAUCAGUACUAAUGAAACAAUUAAGAAUACUAUACGUCGAGCUUAUUCUCAGUGGAGAGCACAAUUUACGAAUAAUACUGGUAGUCCAAAGAAAUCGAUCCAUUUACCUGUACCAAUUAUUGUACGUGAUACUUAACCCCCAACCAUUCCAGAAAUUUCUGAACACUGAUACACAUGUAAAUAUACUUUUUUCCUUGAAAAUAUAUAUAAUUGUACAUAUUAAGUAAAAUUAUGAUAAUAAAAAACAAAGUAAAUUCAGUUGUGAGCAAGAAGUAAACGAAAAACUGUAGGAGUGGUGGUAGUUCACCAAUCACUUUACUUCGCACAAGUAAUGAAUUCGGCGGUAGCUAGCCAGUGUUAGAUCGCAUCAUCUGGAUAACAGCAGCAGGAUUUUCAUUACUUGUUUUUUCAGUCCCAGAGAUAAUCAUAACUGCCCGCCACCCAAACCUUUUAGAGUAAAAUAAGUUAAGAAAGGCAUUCAAUUUUCAAAGUAGAUUUAGUUUAGUUGCAUUAGUAGUAGUUCAAUAAAGUAAUUCAUCUAUGAAUAUUUAUCUUUACUACCUGGUGAUCAAUCAAAGUCUGCUUUACAGUAGUCGUACAAGAGGUCAAUAGCGAUCCUGAAGAGUUCAGUGGUAACGUCCCUGACUGACUGGAGGACUCGCUGACGCGGGUUCCCAACUCAGAGAGGCAUUAGUUGUUUAAAGAUAGCAGGUUCGCCUUACUGAUGGAUGUCGACAAGCAAGACAGUUGGGCCAGACACGGCUUCGUGCUGACUGCCUACAACAGCUGUCCAACGUAUUCAUAAUCCAAAUCCCUAUAAUGUAAUUCGAGUAAGAUGAUUUUGAACGAAAAAUUGUUUUCGACAACUUCUUGCUCAAGAUAUACAGUUAUAAAUCCAUGAAUUUCAGAAUACAAGUGAAGACAAAUGAAAGUUAUACCAGAAACUGUAUUUGGUUAUGCAUGAGGUAGGUAGAGUGAUAAGUCUGUUAGUUAUUAGUAUUAUUAAUUGAAUGUGAAUAUCAAAUGUACAACCAUUCAGAAUAUAAG
This is a messenger RNA of Trichobilharzia regenti, 2018 nucleotides long. Lineage: Eukaryota; Metazoa; Platyhelminthes; Trematoda; Strigeidida; Schistosomatidae. The record is from the annotation of a GenBank genome assembly.